Messenger RNA from Neocloeon triangulifer, 936 nucleotides. RefSeq names its product brachyurin-like. The record is from RefSeq and is a predicted model, not a curated record. NCBI's taxonomy places the organism in Eukaryota, Metazoa, Arthropoda, Insecta, Ephemeroptera, Baetidae. The coding region runs from base 60 to 896 and encodes 278 amino acids. Gene Ontology annotation, biological process: proteolysis. Gene Ontology annotation, molecular function: serine-type endopeptidase activity. The transcript is spliced from 5 exons.
ACACGCGAUAAGCUUCAUAUAAAAGACGAGGCACCGGCGUAUAGCUUUACUUUCAAAACAUGAAGGUUCUCAUCGCUUGCUUGUUCUUGGUUGCUGCCGCUCAGGCCACGGAGUGGGCUAAGGUCCGUCCUGUCUACAAGACGCGCCCUGGACUCCGACCCGUCAUCCCUGGCAAGAUCAUUGGUGGCGGUGUUGCCACCUUGGGGCAGUUCCCUUACCAGGCUGGCGUCACCAUUGACUUUGGUGGCUUCUGCGGAGGCUCCCUGAUUUCCGAGUCUGUUGCCCUCACUGCCGCUCACUGCAUUGACGGAGCCUUCAUCUGGGAGGUUGUUCUGGGCGCCCAAAACAUCAAUGAUAACUCCGAGCCCACCAGGCAAACCUUCGUCUCGCAGAACGCUCAGUUGCACGAGAACUACAACCCCAACACCAUCAACAACGACAUUGGCAUUAUCAAUUUGGGAGGAGUCGCCAGUGGCGCAGGAAUCAGCCCUGUCAGGCUGCCCUCCAGGUCCCAGGUCGGCACCACCUUUACUGGUGACAGAGUUCGAGUCUCUGGAUGGGGAAGGUUCUCUGACUCUAACCCGUCUAUCAGCCCCGAACUGAAAUUUGUUGAUGUGACCGUCUUGGCUAACGCUGAUUGCGCCUCUUACUACGGCAACAUCAUCAACGACUCCAAGAUUUGCGUCGACACCAACGGUGGAACCGAAGGAACCUGCAACGGAGACUCUGGUGGCCCCCUGGUCGUCACCGAGAGCGACGGUGAAGUCACUGAAAUCGGCAUUGUGUCCUUCGGCUCCUCCGCUGGAUGCGAGUCUGGCGCUCCCGCUGCCUUCACCAGGGUCACUGAGUACUUGGACUGGCUCGAAGCCAACGCUGGAGUUACCAUCAGGCCUUAAUUUGUUUUGAUUCAGAAAUAAAUUGAGAUAUUAAGAUAAA